AUGGGUAUCUCUCGCAGUGGUAACUGGAAGCGCUCCGCCUCUGGCGCUAAGCGCNAUUCCCGCCAACAAGAAGCGCGGUACAAGGGCCGUCAGGCCGCCAACACCCGUAUCGGUACCAAGCGUAUCCAUCUCGUGCGCACCCGUGGUGGCAACCGCAAGUUCCGUGCCCUCCGUCUCGACUCGGGCAACUUCUCCUGGGGCUCCGAGGGUAUCUCCCGCAAGACCCGUGUCAUUGCCGUCGCCUACCACCCUUCCAACAACGAGCUCGUCCGUACCAACACCUUGACCAAGUCCGCCGUUGUCCAGAUCGAUGCCGCUCCUUUCCGUCAGUGGUACGAGGCCCACUACGGCGCCGCUCUCGGCCGUCGUCGCCAGGCCAAGGGUGAGACCGAGGAGACCAAGAAGUCCAAGUCGGUCGAGAAGAAGCAGGAGGCCCGCACCAAGGCCUCCGGCAAGGUCGAGUCUCCCAUCGAGAAGCAGUUCGAGGCUGGUCGUCUCUUCGCCGUUGUCGCCUCGCGCCCCGGCCAGAGCGGUCGCGUUGACGGCUACAUCCUCGAGGGUGAGGAGCUCGCCUUCUACCAGCGCGCCAUCCGCAAGUAG
Molecule: messenger RNA, 600 nt
Organism: Aureobasidium uvarum
Lineage: Eukaryota; Fungi; Ascomycota; Dothideomycetes; Dothideales; Saccotheciaceae
Source: the annotation of a GenBank genome assembly